UUUCUCGGCUCUCUCCAUCGUUGUCCUGUUUUGUUUUUUGGUCGCUUAAUAAUCAGACGCCGAGGAGUGGGAGGGAGAGGAAAUAGAAAAGGGUGAAAACCACCCAUUUGCAUUUCGUUUUCAUCUUCCCCCCUCUCGCUUCUCUUAGAUUUUUCUUUUUUAUCUUCUUGAUUGUCUUCGUUUUUGUUGUUUCUGCGCUCCACCAUGAACGAGAAGGCUAACGUGUCUAAGGAGCUCAACGCCAAGCAUAAAAAGAUACUGGAAGGACUUCUUAAAUUACCAGAAAAUAGGGAGUGUGCUGACUGCAAAGCUAAAGGACCGAGAUGGGCUAGUGUGAACCUAGGCAUCUUUAUAUGCAUGCAAUGCUCAGGAAUACAUCGAAGUCUAGGAGUACAUAUAUCAAAGGUGCGGUCUGCAACUUUGGACACUUGGCUACCAGAGCAGGUUGCCUUCAUUCAAUCAAUGGGAAAUGAGAAAGCAAAUAGUUACUGGGAAGCAGAGUUACCCCCAAAUUAUGAUAGAGUUGGAAUUGAGAAUUUCAUUCGCGCAAAAUAUGAAGAGAAGAGGUGGGUGGCGAAGGAUGGGAAACCAAAAUCACCUUCUAGCCUGCAGGGAGAUAAAUCUUCUUCACAUUGGCAGAGGCCUGCAGAAAGAAGUGGGCACGGUUCUCAUGCAUCUGCUUCUGAGAAUACUUUUGAGGAAAGGAAGAAAAUUCAGCCAUCAAAUACAACUCCUGCUGCUAAAUUUACUGUUUCCGCUCCCCCAAAAGGACCUCAGCUGGCAAUACCUGUCAUAAAACCUCAGCAUGUUGAGAAAGUGGAAGCGGUGGCACCACAACCUCAAGCUGAGACAACAAAGCCAUCUACUGAUACGCCUCAGAGUACCCCUGCAAAAGUUGACUUUGCUACAGAUCUGUUCGACAUGUUGUCUAUGGAUGGCCCAAGUGAAAAUGAUUCAGGCGCUGCUGCUGCUGCUACGGCUGAUGAUAAUAACUGGGCAGGUUUUCAGUCUGCUGCUACAGAGGCAUCAGCAACAGAGAAGACUAGUCCCACAAAAGCAGUUGAGAGUACUCCGUCAGCUUCUGGAAUUGAGGAUCUAUUUAAGGAUUCAUCCUCACCUUCGGUGGCACCAAGCUUAGUUCCAGAAAAACCACAGAAAGAUUUAAAAAAUGAUAUAAUGAGCCUCUUUGAGAAGUCCAAUAUGGUGUCUCCAUUUGCAAUGCACCAACAACAACUUGCCAUGCUGGCACAGCAACAGUCCCUUCUGAUGGCCGCUGCAGCUAAAUCUGCCAGUGGGGACCCCAAGAAUCCCGGUAGUUUACAACAAUCUGGACUGAAUGGGUCCGAUAUUGCCGCACAAAGUUGGCCAGGUGUUGGCUACCCUAUCCCUGGAGCUGUGCCAAUGCCUGGUCAGUCUGAGCUAUUGAAACUCAUGCAGACUGGGAACAUUACUCCAGCACAACCUGCAGGAAGUGCUGUUCAAUAUCCGUCUGGUUUCUAUAUGAUGGGACAAGGCGCUCCAGUUAAUGGGACGACCACAAGUGGAGGGAGUAAACCUCAGCCAGCAGCCCCGGCAUCAUCAGCCCCUUCACAGUCAUCAGGAAAGGACUAUGAUUUUUCCUCUCUAACACAAGGAAUGUUUUCGAAACACUGAUCGGUCUUUCGGAAGACAUUGCCAGCACAUACCACAUAGAAAGAUUAGUUCAAGUUACAGAAUACGCCCUUUAAUUUUUGUCAUUUCACCUGAGCUGUCCUGCGGUUGUAAGCCACUUGUAGAGCCAUUUCAUUUUUUGUUGUGUUGUUUGAUUGCUUCAUUUGGAUGUGUAGGUCCAUUCAUGAUAAUAAAUCUAGUGAUAUUAGCUUUUUCCCCUUCACUCCAUUUAUGAAUAUUUCACUUCAGAUGUAAUCUUUGUUAGGUGGGCCUCCGGAUUGUAUGAAAUUAAAGAAACGAGUCGUGUGAACAGUGCACCAUGUUGCUAAAUAUUUUAUUUUUAUGUUGUAACUUCCUGUCUUCGGGGAUACAAACA
Neltuma alba is the source of this 2026-nucleotide messenger RNA. RefSeq names its product ADP-ribosylation factor GTPase-activating protein AGD5-like. The transcript has 11 exons. The coding region runs from base 205 to 1653 and encodes 482 amino acids. The record is from RefSeq and is a predicted model, not a curated record. NCBI's taxonomy places the organism in Eukaryota, Viridiplantae, Streptophyta, Magnoliopsida, Fabales, Fabaceae. Gene Ontology annotation, molecular function: GTPase activator activity.